AUGAGAUGUAUUAAAAUAAACAUGGUAUACCCACCUAUGCAUCAUUUCCUAAAUGUUUCUGGCUUUACGUGUUUCUUCCUUGCCCCGUUUCAUCCAUCUUUUAAUUUAAGCCAUUUCGAGAGAACUGCGUGGAGCAAUCACAUGCUGUCCCCCAGCCUCCCGCCUGCCGUGGCUGGGCCUGAGGACCUGGCUUUCCCGAGCGGUGGCCUGGGCUUGCUCCCUGCUGCUGCCAGUGUUUGGACAGAAACUAAACUCUUAUUUUUGGUAAGAUGUGAUGCUUUACAUGUAUUCAACAGAAAUUCGGUGUGUUGUUGUUUGAUUUUGUUUUUUUGUAAAGGUGAAGUUUGUAUUUUUGUCUAA
Rangifer tarandus platyrhynchus (Svalbard reindeer) is the source of this 360-nucleotide messenger RNA. Lineage: Eukaryota; Metazoa; Chordata; Mammalia; Artiodactyla; Cervidae. The record is from the annotation of a GenBank genome assembly.